Molecule: messenger RNA, 1209 nt
Organism: Opisthocomus hoazin
Lineage: Eukaryota; Metazoa; Chordata; Aves; Opisthocomiformes; Opisthocomidae
Source: RefSeq, a predicted model, not a curated record
AUGCACCCAGUUCCUAGAGAGGAGAUUGCCUAUGUGACCUGUACCUACAGGGAAACAUGCGUCGACCAGCCUGACUUCCUGGCCACCGUGGAUCUCAACCCCAGAUCUCCGUGCUACGGCCAGGUGAUCCACCGCCUGCCCAUGCCCAACCUCAAGGACGAGCUGCAUUUCUCGGGGUGGAGCGCUGGCUGCACCUGCCUGGACACUGUCGCAGCAAAAAGGAACAAGCUGAUUCUUCCCGGUUUGAUUUCUUCCCGCAUUUACGUGGUGGAUGUGGGUUCGCAGUGCCGGGCUCCCAAGCUGUGGAAGACGAUUGAGCCAGUGGAUGUCUUCUGGAAGUGCAACAAGGGACACCUGUCUGUAGUUCAUAGCCUGCCUAAUGGUGAUAUACUGAUUUCCAACAUGGGAGACCCGUCUGGCAAUGCCAAAGGCGGAUUUGUUGUGCUGGAUGGAGAGACUCUUGAGGUGAAGGGGAACUGGGAAAACGAGUGUGAAGUCCCCCUGAGUGGGUACGACUUCUGGUACCAGCCACGCCACAAUGUUCUGAUCAGCACUGCUGGGUUAGUCCCAAAAUGUGCAGGACGCGGAUUCGAUCCCAACGACCUGAAGAAAGGGGUCUUUGGGCGCCACCUGAACGUGUGGAACUUGUCCUGCCGCAGCCUCACCCAGUGCUUUGACCUGGGGGAGGACUCUCUGCCCCUGAGUGUCAAAUUCCUGCACAACCCCGAUGCUGCCGAGGGAUACGUCAGCUGUGCCCUGAGCGGCGUCGUCUACCGCUUCUACAAGUGCGAGAGAGAGAACUGGGCGGUGGAAGAGGUGAUUCGGAUACCGGCCAAGGAGGUGACGGGAUGGAUUAUGCCCAAGAUGCCAGCCUUCACGGUCGAGCUGCUCAUCUCGAAGGACGACAGGUACCUGUAUCUCAGCAACUGGCUGCACGGAGACAUCCGCCAGUACGAGCUGUGCAAGACCUGCAAGCCCAGGCUGGUGGGACAGGUGUUUGUGGGCGGCAGCAUCCUCCGGGGUGGACCCGUGGCUGUGUGCAGAGACGAAGAGCUGAAGUGCCAGCCGGAGCCCUUGGUGGUGAAGUGCAAGAGGGUGUACGGCGGCCCCAGUAAGAUGCAGCUCAGCGUGGAUGGCAAGAGGCUGUACGUCACCAACUCCUUCUACAGCUCGUGGGACAAGCAGUUCUACCCGAACUUGGUCAAGUAA